Molecule: messenger RNA, 2799 nt
Organism: Caenorhabditis angaria
Lineage: Eukaryota; Metazoa; Nematoda; Chromadorea; Rhabditida; Rhabditidae
Source: the annotation of a GenBank genome assembly
AUGUUGUCUCGAGAACAGUUGCAAGAUUUGAAUGAAUCGUUUCCAACAGUCAGUGAAUCUGGUUCGGGAUUUUUGCCACGUAGCGAUGUGCAAACCGCAUUGAAAGUACUUGGUAUCGAUGUUCCGGGAUAUAAGGUUUGUUUUUGUUUUUGCUGAAGAGUGUGUUAACAUUGACAAAUAUAAAAAAAUGGGAAGCAAACACUUGAUUAUUUUGUGUAUUAUCUAUUUGUUGUUUUUUGUUAGAUGCGCGAAUUGCUCGACACACAUUUUGGAAAUGAUGGACAAAUUGAUGUGAGCAAGUUUGAGAAAUUAUUUGAGGAAUUGGAUGCGCAAAGGAAUCAAGAAGCUAAUAGAUGGAAAUCGCAAACUAAGUAUGUUGUUUUGAAAAGGAAUUAUUUGAGAAAAAUGUGGAGAGAAGAAAACUUUUGGAGAUUUUGGGCCCUUGAAAAGUGUUCAAAUUUUGAAACAAUAAAUUUGUAAUUUCAAAUUUACGAAAAAUUUAAGAUCGAAAAAAUUAGACAAAUUUUUAAAAUGAAAACCCUGCGACGAAGACUUGGACCUUCAAAAUACCGAAAUUCAGCUUCAAUUUUUUUUUAAUGAAAAUUAAAAAAAUCUAAUUCCCAUUUUAAUUCAAACGUGAUCCAACAAAUAAAAAAAAAUCAUUUCUCAUCAUUUUUUAGACAAGUCAGUGGAGCAUACCAAGUGCAAAGUGAAAAACAAGACAAUGCACAUCACACAAUUCGACACGAAGAAGAAGUUGCUUUUUCGAAUUGGAUCAAUAGCAAUUUAUCAGAUGAUGCUGAUUUGAAACGAUUACUUCCAGUCAAUCUUCAAGGUGGAGAACUUUAUACAAAAGUACAGGAUGGUCUUAUUAUCUGGUUGGUUUUUCCCUUUUUGUCGAAAUGAUUUUCAAAAAUGUGUUUUUUUUUCAGUAAAUUGAUCAAUUUGGCAGUUCCUGGAACAAUCGACGAGAGAGCUAUCAAUAAAAAGAAUUUGAAUACUUAUACGAAAUUGGAAAAUUUAACAUUGGCUCUUUGUUCGGCGCAAGCGAUUGGAUGUAAUAUUAUCAAUAUUGAUAAUAUUGAUUUGAGCAAAGGAACUAUGCAUUUGGUUUUGGGAUUAUUGUGGCAGAUUAUUAGAGUGAGUGAAAAAACAAUGAAAAAAUGAGAAAAUUCUCUUUUUUUUUGAAUAUUGAAAAAAAAAAUCAAACUUUAACGAAUAAUCCUGAAAAUCUGGAAAUUUCCAAUAUCCUCUUCAUUUUUUCAGAUUGGAUUGUUCAAUCAAAUUGAUCUUCAACAUUGUCCUGGACUUUUCCGACUUCUUCGCGACGGCGAAACUCUUGAUGAUCUUCGAAGAUUGUCUCCAGAAGAAAUUCUUAUGCGAUGGGUCAAUUAUCAUUUGGAUCGAGCUGGAACUCAACGACGCCUUCACAACUUCACUUCUGAUAUUGUUGACUCGGAAAUCUACACAUAUUUACUCAAUCAAAUUGCGCCAGUUGGAAGUGGUGUCACUUUGGCGCCAUUAAAUGUUCAGGGAAAUAUUCCAAGAGCUGGUGCAAUGUUGGGAGAAGCUGAGAAAUUGGAUUGUCGUGAAUUUGUGACAGCAAAUGAUGUGGCUGCUGGAAAUUAUAAAUUGAACUUGGCGUUUGUUGCCAAUCUUUUCAAUAAACAUCCAAUGUUGCCUGAUCCAGCGGCUGAUGAAAUUGUCGAAGAUGUUGUGCAAGAGACUCGUGAAGAGAAGACUUAUCGAAAUUGGAUGAAUUCGAUGGGAGUUGAUCCAUUUGUUAAUUGGUUGUAUGGAGAUUUGCAAAAUGGUGUUGUUAUCUUCCAGGUAAAUUUUGUGGGGGGUUUUGGAUCUUUUUUCAAAUUUUCUUUGGAAUUUUUUGAAUUAGGCAAGAUUUUUAAGUAUAACUAAAUUUUAUGAGUGUUAAAAUUUGCCUGAAAUAUUUUAUCUGGAAAUCAUCAAUAAGUACAGAUUCCCAAACUCAAAAAUUGUUCAGUUAUCUCAAUUCUCCUUUUCCAGCUCUAUGACAUUAUCCGACCUGGAAUGGUCACCUGGAAACGAGUUGUUCGAACUUUCCACAAACUUCGCGGAAUGAUGGAUCAAAUUCAAAAUUGCAAUUAUGCUGUCGAAUUAGGAAAACAAUUGCGAUUCUCAUUGGUCGGAAUUCAAGGAAAAGAUAUUUAUGAUGGAAAUCAAACAUUGACACUUGCUUUGGUUUGGCAAUUAAUGAGAGCUUACACUUUAUCCGUUUUGGCUCAAUGCACACAAAGUGGUGAUUCUCUUCCAGCUGAUAAAGAUAUUGUUGCGUGGGUCAAUCAAAAAUUGGCGAGUUCCGGUAAAAGCACAUCAAUUCGAUCAUUCCAAGAUUCGGCAAUUUCUGAUGGUAAAGUUGUUUUGGAUUUGAUUGAUGCUAUUAAACCAAAUGUUAUUGAUCAUUCAUUGGUAAGUUGUUUUUAUGGAAAAUGAAGAUUUUAUAAAUAUGGGAUAAAUUUUUAGAUCAAGGCCGGUUCAAGUAACGAUGAUAAAAUGUCAAAUGCGAAAUAUGCUAUCACUUGUGGAAGAAAAAUUGGAGCAAAAAUCUAUGCUCUCCCUGAAGAUAUUGUUGAGGUAAGCUUUGGUUUCAUAAAUUAUUUCUCAAAUGCUUUUACUCUCAAAAGAAAUUUUUAAAACGAUCCAAUUUUGCAGGUGAAACCAAAAAUGGUUCUGACAGUUUUCGCGUGUUUGAUGGCUCGUGAUUAUUUACCCGAUAUGAAAGAAGUAUCAGCUCCAGUACAACCAAUGAUGAAUGGAAAUUAG